GGCGACAGGCUUUGUCCCUUUGCUUCGCGCAAACAGAAUGGCAUCGAGGCAGAGGCGAUCAUGUCUGGGUCGAAAGAUCUGCGACAAUCACACAAUGCUUCAGCAACAGAAAGUCGUCAUUCCUCAACAAAGACCUGACGAUGGCGACGGGCUUGAAGUCGACAGGGUAUCGAGCAUGCUACCGAGCAGGGCAGUCAUCUCUCGCCCGGGCCGUCAAGCUAAUGAGAGGAACGAUUUUCACUUGCAUUUUCACUCUGCCUCGCUUCAUGCCUCACUCUUGCUUGAGCUUACAUGAUCGUUGCACGGCUUGCCACACGUGGUAGUACGCGUGCAGUGAGUAUACAGCUUGCAGAUUUAACGAAUGCAUUGCAUCAUUGACAUUGCCGCGG
Mixia osmundae IAM 14324 is the source of this 389-nucleotide messenger RNA. RefSeq lists its product as uncharacterized. The coding region runs from base 38 to 295 and encodes 85 amino acids. The record is from RefSeq and is a predicted model, not a curated record. Lineage: Eukaryota; Fungi; Basidiomycota; Mixiomycetes; Mixiales; Mixiaceae. The transcript has a single exon.